GAUCGCUAAGGCCGUGGCUGCUGCUCAUACCUUCUUCGUGGGGAACCCCGACCACAUGGAGAUGCGGCAGAACCUGGAGUAUUACCAGAUGAUGGCAGGAGUCAAAGAGUCGGACUUCACAGACCUGGAGGCCAAGCCCCACAUGGGCGAGUUCCGCCUGGGGGUGAAGUUUUACACCGAGGAGCAGCCGGCGCUGGAGGAAUAUUUCGUAGCUGACGCCGAAUGUCGCGCUCUCUGCGAGGGGCCCUACGACUACGAAGGCUACAACUACCUGGAAUACAAUGCUGACCUGGUCCAGGCCAUUACGGAUCACUACGUGCAGGUGCUCAGCUGCAAGCAGAGCUGUGUGACCGAACUCGCCUCCCAGCCUGGCCAGGGCAAGCCCGUGGAGGAUUUCCUUCCGUCCCACUUCAACUACCUGCAGUUCGCCUAUUACAACAGUGGGAGUUACGAGAAGGCCAUUGAGUGCGCCAAGACCUACCUGCUUUUCUUCCCGAGCGACGAAGUGAUGAAUCAGAACUUGGCCUACUACACGGCUGUCCUGGGGGAAGGCCUGGCUGCGCCCAUCGGCCCUCGAGAAGUGAGUGAGCUCCAGCCGGUCCCCGGGAUUCUGCCCGUGUUGCUCUCCAGGGAUUCAGGGGGCAGGUCAGGCUGCCAAGCCCCCAGCCAGGCACUAAGGCGGCUGCCCCGGGGGCCGGAACAGGCUCUCACAGCGUCUCUGCCCAGGGUGGAGCGCGAGACGGCCGCUCGAAUCUCCGAGGAGAUUGGCAAUCUGAUGAAGGAGAUCGAGACACUGGUGGAGGAGAAGACCAAGGAGUCUGUGGACGUGAGCAGCUUCGUGCGGGAAGGGGGGCCGCUGCUGUACGAGGGGCUGAGCGUCACCAUGAACUCCAGGCAGCUGAACGGCUCCCAGCGAGUGGUGGUGGACGGCGUCAUCUCCGAGGACGAGUGUCGGGAGCUCCAGAAACUCACCAACGAAGCUGCGUCUGCGGGGGAUGGGUAUCGUGGGAAGACCUCCCCCCACACUCCCAGCGAGACCUUCUAUGGCGUGACGGUUCUCAAGGCCCUCAAGCUGGGGCAGGAGGGCAAGGUGCCCAUGCGCAGCGCCCGGCUCUACUACAACGUGACGGAGAAGGUGCGGCGCCUGGCCGAGUCCUACUUCCGCCUGGACUCGCCGCUCUACUUCUCCUACUCUCACCUGGUGUGCCGCACCGCCAUCGAGGAUAAGCAGGCGGACCGGACGGACUCCAGCCACGCCGUGCACGUGGAUAACUGCAUCCUCAACGCCGAGGCCAUGGUGUGUGUCAAGGAGCCGCCGGCGUACACCUUCCGGGAUUACAGCGCCAUCCUGUACCUCAAUGGGGACUUCGAAGGAGGAGCCUUCUACUUCACCAAGCUGGACGCCACCACGGUGACCGAGCGCGUGCAGGCCGACGACCUGGUGAAGAUGCUCUUCAGCACGGAAGAGGUGGAUUUGUCGGAGGUGAAGGGGCCGGAAGCGGCGCCACCUGCCACGGCGGGGGUCCCUGGGCAGGGCGUGGACGGGAAGGACGAGCUGUGAAGCCGCAGGCGCCAGGAGUGGGACUGCGAUGGCGUUUCUGGACCCAGACCCCUGGGAACCGCCGCUCGUGGAGGCAGGGCAGCGGGCCUGGGACGGAGAGCGGCCAGUUCCCUACAAGGCCUGGGCAGGAGCCUGGUUUCCUUGGCCUGCUCCAGCGCCCGCGGGCCAAGGCGCAGCAGGGCCGGGAGGAAGCUUUUCUGGGCUAGCUCCGGGCCACACACCUGCAAAGUGCCCGGGGAUGCCAGUCUCGUCCUGCCCCCCGUCUCCCGCCGUGGCCCAGCCUUGCGCCGUGCGACACGCACACGUGGCGGGUGCACCGUUCUGGGUCCCUGGACGGACGUGGGCGCCUGGAUCCAGGGGACAUUCGGGGACCCCGAAAAACCCGUUGGAUUGAACACGUGCCAAUGGCAGUCGGGAAUAAACGGUUCUU
Molecule: messenger RNA, 1991 nt
Organism: Pelodiscus sinensis (Chinese soft-shelled turtle)
Lineage: Eukaryota; Metazoa; Chordata; Testudines; Trionychidae
Source: RefSeq, a predicted model, not a curated record